AUGUGUAUAAAGUUUGAGAGUGAAGAGAUUUUGAUUAUUGGAGAUUAUUGCAGCAAGAGUGAUUCGAAAGAGGAAGGUCGAGGAAAAAGUACGGUCGUUUGCGUUGCGUGAAGACUAAGAGAUUCAGAAAGCGACAAAUUGUCAACAAGGAGAAGCAAAACGCAGUUACCGUGGUUUCGUAACCGUUGUGAUAAGCAUCAAUAUCAUUGUUCUUCUUUUAGUGUUUUUUGGAAGAGUAGGUGUUUUUAUACUUGUUUUUGUAUUGUAUGUUGUUGCUUUUCACAAAGUUUAUGUUGCGAUGUUGUGGAGAUUGUGUAUUUUCAGCAAGUUUUAUAAGGGGAGGAGUGUACUGAUGUUAGUCACGUUGCUGGAGAACGUGUGGAGGAAACUGUUCAUAAGAAAAGUGUUGUUGUAGAGGAAAUAUAGGAAGUGGAACUGACAUCUGUUCGUGCGCAAAUUAUUUAUCAGUUAUGAAAGAAAUUAUAAUCGAAACGUGGAAUUUGCCGAAAAGUAAUUAUAGCAUACAGGUUCUUCAUAACAGAAUUUGAAACAGGAUACUUAAAAUCGUAAAUUCAAAUUUCUAGAUGACGGCGACGCAGGACUAUGACGUGGCCCAACGGCGUCGUCGUGCGAAAGUCGUCAAUUCGUAAGCUCCCUAUUAGCGGAGAUGACCCCUCCUACUAGCAGACAUAAGACAUCUGUUACUCAAAGGAGAAACGUAAGGGUAUUUGUGCGGAAGGGUAUCCGGAAAAAUAUAAUUUCUGACCAUUCCUCCGCAUUCAUAAUUAAUUUCACAACCAGGACGCCGAAGUGCAAGCUCACAUAGCAUCUUGUUUAACAAAAAACUCGCGCGGACACUGUCACUAUCCUCUAUAGCGAGCGUUUUCGCGCGAGUUCGUUACAAAUUGCCAAACAGGCCACACGGACACUAGCCAUACUCUAAAAACCCUAAAAAAAUAAAGAAAAGAUAACCCCAGAAGAAGAGUCCACCAAGCAUGUCGUUGGCCUGUCGAUCGAUAAGUGGACGAAUUAUCAUACCGACCAACACGAUUGGUCGACAUAUCAGUCGAUACGCGGUCGACCCAUAGGUAAACCUGAAGACCGACACUCGACCGCCUAAAAUACAGAUAUAAUGUUGGCAGAGACAUCGGCGAAGAGUUGGCCGAUAUAUAUGUCGGACAACGUGUCGACCGAUACUCGACCGUGGGUGCCUUCAGUGCACAAGAUCCUUCAAUUCUUGUUCUUGGCGAAGGAUCUCAGAGCAAUCCUGCAUGUCCUGUCAUCCUGUUUACCGAUCUUUUGCACAAUUUCCGCAUAUGA
Molecule: messenger RNA, 1320 nt
Organism: Porites lobata
Lineage: Eukaryota; Metazoa; Cnidaria; Anthozoa; Scleractinia; Poritidae
Source: the annotation of a GenBank genome assembly